Molecule: messenger RNA, 2288 nt
Organism: Drosophila ficusphila
Lineage: Eukaryota; Metazoa; Arthropoda; Insecta; Diptera; Drosophilidae
Product: neprilysin-1
Exons: 1
Coding region: 219-2246 (675 amino acids)
Biological process (GO): protein processing
Cellular component (GO): plasma membrane
Molecular function (GO): metalloendopeptidase activity
Source: RefSeq, a predicted model, not a curated record
AGCGAGAGCACGCAGUAGGAGACGAUGAUCAGCCACUUGAGCACCGGUGGGAAGCAGAGGGUGGUGGCGGUCACCAGGGGCAGGGCACCUGAAAGUAGCGAAAGCAAGAGUCGGAGAGCGGAAGAGAUUAUCACCACCGCAGAGCACUCGGAGGUAAUCAGAACGGCAGGUCCAGCUUAUCGCUGGCAGCUUCAGUGAGAAUCCAAAUCUCGAACGCGAUGGAAGUUCGUCAUCCGGCUUCCGUUUGUAUAAUCUUGGUCGCCUUGGCCCUCGGAUCGUUGGCCCUCCAGGGCGGCCACUUCAAGGAGCUGACCACGCCGCUGGGCCAGCAGAUCAUGCGGCUGGCCAAGUCCGCCGAGAUGCGCUCCUUCAUGAAGCCGGACGCGGAUCCCUGCCGGGACUUCUACAGCUACGCCUGCGGCAACUUCCCCUCGAUCAACAAGCACACUUCGGAUGUGAGCGACCUUCUGCUCGCCGGCUACCUCCGCCGCGUGGGGCAGCUGCUCAAGGAGCCCCGCAUGAGCACCGACCGGCCGAUGGAGGUGCGCGUGAAGUACUUCUACGAGUCCUGCCUGGACACGGCCGCCCUGCGCCAGAACCGACGGGCCCACGUCAUGCGCAUCCUGCGCGAGUUCGGCGGCAUGCCCGCCGUGGACGGCAAGUCCUGGGACUCAGUCGGCUUCGACGCCGUCGGCAUGAUGGCGCAGCUGCUCCGGCGGUACGGGAAGCUCCCCCUGGUGGGCGUCUACGUGGCCCCGGACUUCGCCAACGCGCAGAUCAACCGCCUCUACAUCGGCCAGCGGCGGGACUUCAAGCACGUGCUCUUCGGCCUGGGAUCGGACAUCACGCACAGGAAGAGCCUGCAGAGCCUGCUGGGCCUCUCCGAGGACGACGCCCACCUCACAGCCUUCGAGGCCUUCUCCCUGGAGCUGGAUCUCUCGGAGAGCGCGGUCGAUCCCCGGAAGGAAGAGGACCCGCGGCUUCACAACCGCCUGACCCUCCUGGCCAACAUGACCGACGCCCACGGACCCGUGCUCAAUCUGACCCGCUUCGUGAGCACCUGGCUGGGGCACGAGUACCACCUGCCGGUGUACGAGUCCGUGCCCAGCUACCUGGUCCAGGUGGAGAAUCUGCUGCUGCAGACGCCCAACCGCAUCCUGGCCAACUACAUGCUCGCCUCCCUGCUGGCCGACUUUGAGAUCGAGGCGGACGAGUCCUACCAGGAGCAGAUCUGCGCCGCCCGGAUCACCGAUCUCUUCCCGGACGUGGUCGACCACAUGGUGUACCACUCCCUGGAGCAGCAGAGUCCGCACUUCGCCAACGAGCUCGGCAGGCUCUGGCUGGAGCUGAAGGCCUCCUUCGAGGAGGUGCUCCGCUCCGAGGAGCUCCACUGGCUGGACGAGGCGACGCGCGGGCAGCUGCUGGAGAAACUCCAGACCAUGGCCUUCGAGAUAGCCGGCGGCCAGCCGGAGGACUUCGAGCAGCGCUACGGAGACCUGGUGGUCAGCUCCGCCGACUACUACGGCAAUAUGCAGCGGCUGCUGGAAGUGCGAGCCGCGAAUCUCCGCAAGGCGCUGGUGCAGGAGUCCUGGAAGCCGAGCUACUACAACGACGGGAUCGUCCACGUCCCGCUCUACCUGCCGGAGGCCAACAAGGUGGUGCUCCCGGCCAGCUUCAUGCAACACCGCUACUUCUGGGACGACGUCUACCCCUCCGCCCUGAAGUACGGCUCCCUGGGCCUCUUUCUCGCCCACGAGAUGGGCCACGGGUUCGACGACCGGAACCGCCUGUUCGACGCCAAGGGGAGCCUGCGGGAAAACUGGCCCCCUGCGGCCAAGACGGGCUUCGACCAGGCGAAGAGGUGCCUGGCGGAUCAGAUCAACAGGAUCCGGUUCGAGGAAGGAGGCUACCGGACUUCGCCUUCCCACGAUUCGCAGGCCGAGGAGAUCGCCGACAACCUGGGCAUCCGCAUCGCGCAGGCGGCCUUCAGCAGGUGGCGGAAGGAGCAGCCGGAUGCGGAUGGCCAGGAUGCGGAGAGCCAGGAUGCGGAGCGCCUGCCCCACCUGUCGCUCUCCCCCGAGCAGCUCUUCUUCCUCGGCGCCGCGCAGACGGCGUGCACCAACUGGCAGCUGGCGUACCAGACGCGGGUCUACCCCAUGAUGGCCAACCUGCCGGCCUUCGCCGCGGCCUUCCAGUGCAGCAACAGCAGCAGGAUGAAUCCCUCGGUUCGAUGCCAGGUGUACUGAUCAAUAAACAGUUCCGCUUCCCAGCGGAAACCCGCGAUAACA